AUGACUGCAAAAAUUGAUGAUAUUGGUUCCGAUUCGAAGAAAUCUUUAGAAAAACGAGGAUCCCGAAGAUUUAUUAUAUUGCUUGUGUCAUUUUUCUUCUUAUCCUUUAUACAUGCUGGCUUUCUAAGUUACAAUUGCGGUUAUGUGGCGAUGAGCGAGUUGAUAACGAGUCCUUUGUAUAAUGAGGAGACUUUUUCGGUGAAUCGAUCAAUGAUUCCGUGGAACGCUGAUCAUUUAUCAUUAUCGGAUCGUCGUUUCGAUUUUACUCCGGAAGAAAAAGGAUGGUCGUUUGCAGCCGGUUUCGCCGGAGCCAUGUUCGGAGUGCCGAUUCUCGGUUUGAUGACCGCAAAAUGGGGAAUGCACCGAAUGAUGUCUGGAAUGGGAGCGAUGAUCGCUGUCACUUGCUUUCUUUUGCCCUAUCUUGUGUCAAUCUCUUUUCCCUUGUUCUUGUUCUUGAGAUUUCUAUCAGGCACAGCUUUGGCAAUUCUCUUUGCAGCGGCUGGUCAUGUCGUUUCCUAUUGGGCACCGUUGAAUGAACGCGGGCUUUGGAUUGCUGUGCUUUCAGGCCACGUCGAGUUUUCUCCAUUCUUCUCAAUGCCCCAUGCUGGCUUGGUUGGAUCAGAGAUAUCUUGGCCAGCGAUUUAUUAUUCUCAUGGAGUGAUUGCUUUGCUUGUGACCAUUUUAUGGAUUUUUGUUCAUAAAGAUGAUCCCCGGGAUGUGAAAUGGCUGAAGAAAGAAGAGCUUGAUCGAGUGAUGCAGGGGAAAUUCGAGUUGUUGAAUGCGAAACGAGAGAAACAGAAGCCGGUUUCUUUCCUGAAACUCAUCAAAACGCCGGUGGUCGUCGGGAUCUGGGUGGCUUGUAUUGGAUACUAUUUUGGAGUUCAAUUCUCAAUCACUUUUUCCCUUCUUUACUAUUCAUCGGCUUUACACUAUUCACCGAUUGUUUGUGGAUUUGUGACAAUGAUUCCAUUGUUGAUCUUGCUUUUCCUCAAACUCGUAACUGGUCACAUCUCCGAUCGUCUCACAUCAAUCCGAGAAGUGACAAGAAUGAGAAUCUUCAAUUCAAUCGCUCUCAUUGGAUCGGCUUUCUUCUUCUUAAUUGCCUCAUUCCGACAACCAGAUGGCUCAUGGAUGGAUGUGGCUGUUGUCGUAAUGCCAGUUUGUAUUCUCGGAUGUCACAGCGGAGGCUAUCCAAAAUGUGCUGUUAUUGUUGCGAGAAAACAUUCAGCGGCGGUGUUCUCAUAUAUGCAGCUCUUCGGUUGUGGCUCAUUGGUAGCCGGUGCUUUCAUGGUUCCAAUGUUGACACCAAGUGGUGAGCAUGCAGAAUGGGGAAUCGUUUUCCGAGCAUACGCUGUGGUGAUGCUCGUCUGCAACUUGGUCUUUUGCUAUACAGCAACAGAUAAACCUUGCGAAUGGGCUUUGGAGAAAGAAACAACAGAAGUUGAGAUUUCAACUUCAGAAAAUCAAACUCACAAAGUU
This is a messenger RNA of Mesorhabditis belari, 1479 nucleotides long. NCBI's taxonomy places the organism in Eukaryota, Metazoa, Nematoda, Chromadorea, Rhabditida, Rhabditidae. The record is from the annotation of a GenBank genome assembly.